AUGUUCUCUCCUACUUCACUCCAUCACAUCACCACCACCACCACCACCACCACCACCACCACCACCACCACCACCACCACCAAGGUCCCAGGCUAAUUCGGGUCGUUCUCUCACUAACAAAAAGUCGUGGCCCAUAGUGGAGUCCGGCAGCCGUCUGGGAUAACCGGGCAGCCCUGUUCAGGGAUGCGUUGCCUGCCCCCGCGAGGGGUGGAGGCAAAUUCGCCACCAUCAUCAGCGCCUACGCUCCGCCGAUCAGCAGCCCCGACGCCGUCAAAGGCAAAUUCUACGAGGACCUGCACGCCCUCUUUGCGACUGUGUCGAAAGCGGACAAGUUGAUUGUCCUUGGCGACUUCAACGCCCGCGUCGGCACAGACCAUACUGCCUGGAGGGGAGUGCUGGGUCCCCACGGUCUCCGUGUCUCCAACGACAACGGUCUGCUGCUUCUCCGCACCUGCGCAGAACACCGCCUCAUCCUGACGAACACGUUCUUCUGUCUGCCGGAGCGAGAGAAGGCCACCUGGAGGCAUCCUCGGUCGCGUCAGUGGCACCUGCUGGACUAUGUCCUCGUCCGGAGGCGAUAUCAGCGGGACGUGCUGGUGACGAAGGCGAUCGCGGGUGCGGACGGGUGGACCGACCAUCGCCUCGUCAUCUCGAAGAUGCGUAUUCGCCUACAGCCUCGCAGGAGACCACAAGGUAAGCGACCCCCAGGUAAGCUGAAUGUUGCUUUGUUGUGUUUACCCGCUCACCAUCUUCAUUUCAGCAAUGAGCUAGCUCGACGGCUAGACAACCUUCCUAUCGCUGCCGCCGCCGACGACGCCGCCGCUGCCGAGAACGCCUCCGUGGAGAACUGCUGGUGUCAACUGCGAGACACGGUCCAGUCGACGGCGCUCGCCGUCCUCGGUCGUGCUCCCCGCCAACACCAGGACUGGUUCGACGACAACGACGCCGCCAUCAGAAAUCUGCUUGCCGAGAAGAACCGCCUCCACAAAGCCUACGUAGAUCACCCCACUGAGGACAACAAAGCUGCCUUCUACCGCAGUCGCCGACAGCUUCAGCAACGACUGCGCGAGAUGCAGGACGCCUGGACUGCUCGCAAAGCUGAGGAGAUCCAAGGCUACGCGGACCGCAACGAAUGGAAGAACUUCUUCUCCGCGAUCAAAGCUGUCUACGGUCCGCCGACGAAGGGCACUGCUCCUCUCCUCAGCGCCGACGGCAGCACUCUCCUGACUGAGAAGACGCAAAUCCUACAGCGAUGGGCCGAGCAUUUCCAGGGCGUCCUCAACCGCCCUUCCGUCAUCUCCGACGCCGCCAUCGCCCGCUUGCCGCAAGUGGCGACGAACGUGGACCUCGACCUCCCGCCAUUUCUCCAGGAGACCAUCAGGGUCGUGCAGCAGCUCUCCAGCGGGGAAGCACCCGGAUCGGACGCAAUCCCUGCUGAGGUCUACAAGCACGGAGGUCCCCUACUGAUGGAUCACCUGACUGCGCUCUUCCAGGAGAUGUGGCGUCAAGGUGAAGUCCCGCAAGAUUUCAAGGACGCAACCAUCGUGCACCUAUACAAGCGCAAAGGGAAUCGCCAAGUCUGCGACAACCACCGUGGCAUCUCCCUACUGAACAUCGCCGGGAAGAUCUUCGCUUGCAUCCUGCUCAACCGCCUCAACGACCAUCCGGAACAAGGCCUUCUGCCGGAAAGCCAAUGCGGCUUCCGUCGUCAUCGUGGGAUCACGGAUAUGAUCUUCGCCGCCCGUCAGCUUCAUGAAAAGUGCCAAGAGAUGCGGACCCACCAGCACUCUAACUUCGUGGACCUGACGAAAGCCUUCGACACGGUGAAUCGUGAAGGACUGUGGAAGAUUAUGCAGAAAUUCGGCUGUCCGGAACGAUUCACUCAGAUGGUGCGUCAGCUGCACGACGGUAUGAUGGCGCGAGUCACGGACAACGGAGCUGUCUCAGGGGCAUUCGCAGUGACCAACGGAGUGAAGCAGGGCUGUGUGCUGGCGCCUACUCUCUUCAGUCUCAUGUUCUCUGCCUUGCUGAUGGACGCCUACCGCGGCGAACGCCCCGGGAUCCGCAUCGCCUACAGGACGGACGGUCAUCUCGUGAAUCAACGGCGGAUGCACUUCCAAUCGCGCGUAUCCACAACCACAGUGCACGAACUCCUCUUCGCCGACGACUGCGCCCUGGACACCACCUCGGAAGAGGAAAUGCAACGCAGCAUGGACCUAUUCUCCGCCGUCUGCGAGAACUUUGGGCUGGUUAUCAACACGCAGAAGACGAUGGUGAUGCACCAACCGCCGCCCAACUCAGCCACAGCCUCCAACGCGCCGCAAAUCAACGUGAAUGGGACUCAACUGCAAGUGGUAGAGAACUUCCCGUACCUGGGCAGCACGCUCUCCCGCAACACCAAGAUCGACGACGAAGUCGCCAACAGGAUCUCGAAAGCCAGUCAAGCCUUCGGUCGCCUCCAAAGCACAGUCUUCAACUGA
Messenger RNA from Spirometra erinaceieuropaei, 2480 nucleotides. NCBI's taxonomy places the organism in Eukaryota, Metazoa, Platyhelminthes, Cestoda, Diphyllobothriidea, Diphyllobothriidae. The record is from the annotation of a GenBank genome assembly.